This is a messenger RNA of Magallana angulata, 2069 nucleotides long. Its product is annotated as kelch domain-containing protein 10-like. The transcript is spliced from 10 exons. The coding region runs from base 51 to 1196 and encodes 381 amino acids. Lineage: Eukaryota; Metazoa; Mollusca; Bivalvia; Ostreida; Ostreidae. Gene Ontology annotation, biological process: positive regulation of stress-activated MAPK cascade. The record is from RefSeq and is a predicted model, not a curated record. Gene Ontology annotation, molecular function: protein binding.
GCGUUAGUCACGGUUAACUGAGCGUUUUCAAUGACAGAUAAACAGAAAAAAUGGCAGUUAGGGGACUAGUCGUAGAAAAAAUAGGUUUGCCAGAACAGGAUGACGAAUCUACUGAAAAUAUAGACAGAAACAAUUUAGGUUUCCUGUUUCCAAGAAGUGGUCACAGAGUAGUAGUGGAUGACAAUAAUCUGUAUGUCCUCGGGGGCUACAACCCAAAGUUCCACAAUAUCCCCAACACGGAAGAUACCUACUACCCACUGUUUAAAGAGUUAUGGAAGUUCAACUUUGCCAGAAGAGAGUGGUCACUUCUAUCAACAGACGGCAGCAUGCCCAUAGAACUAGCCUCACAUGCAGUCUUAAGGGCGGGAAGGAACCUGCUGUGUUUCGGGGGGACAGGGGUCCCCUUCGGCUCCAACAGCAGCAACCAGCUCAAUGUGUGUAACCUGGACACACUCAAAUGGAGGCAUAUGAAGUGUUCUGGUCAGACACCACAAAAAAAAUAUGGACAUACUCUUACAAAGAUUGGUAAACACAUGUAUGUCUGUGGCGGCACAUCAGGCUAUACGUACGACCUCCAUAUUCACAGACUUGACCUUCAAACUUUGACCUGGGAGGAGUUGCCAGCCCAAUCUAACUUUGUACCUGAGAGCAGGUACCGCCAUGAGGUGGCGUGUGAUGACAGUCAUCUUUUUGUGUUUGGUGGAGGGACAGCUUCGUCAACAUUCGGGUUUGAAUUUGUACCAGCCUUUCACAUUCCAACCUGUCAAUGGGAGAAUAUAAAAUCCAUUCCAGACCCCAAACAUGGUUUCCCAGCUCUCAGGAAAUGCCACAGCUGUGUGAAAUUCAAACAAGAUGUGUACAUCUGUGGUGGCUUUGACACACAAACAAUUUUCGGAGACAUUUGGAAGUUUUCGCUUCAGACAAACACAUGGUCAAAGUUACCAUGCUCUCUCCAAGUUCCAGUGUACUUCCACUCAGCUGACAUUACUUCGGAUGGAUGUAUGUAUGUGUUUGGAGGGGUAUCCAAGAUUGAUCGGGUCAGAACGAACUGUUUACAGAGAGUAUGGCUGGCCACCCCCACACUACAGGAAAUCUGCUGGGAGAAGAUCACGUCUUGUCUGGAUUCAGAGACCCUGAAAAAGACUGCAUACCUCUCCUCAUUUCUACCUAUGCAAUUCAUUGAGAAGCUGUCUUGACACAGCAAAGACAAGCUUUCCUAAGGCGUACACCAAAACCAGUGAUGCAGUUUGAUGGAACUACAGCUGGUGUAAUAUUGUCCUGAAAAUCCCAGUGUAAGAAUUCUACAGCGCCAUAUCAACCGUAAAAUCCACACUUUGUCAUCCAGGAUCACAAAUAUCCAUAAUUUUGUUUUGUAUUAUUGUCGUUGUCAUUUUUUUGUUAGUUUGUUUGGAUUUUAUGUUUAUCAUUAAUUUUUUAUUGCCAAAUUGAACGACUUUUCCGGCAUUAUGUACAGUAUUUCAAAUUUUAAUUGAGUGUCUCCAAAUGACUAAAGGAAGUUUUGUUAUAAACAGAAGUUUAUGUAUAUAUCAAUCUUAAUGUGAUUUUAUUUUUACAUUAUUUAGAAUUUGUCUUUAUUAAGAAUAUACAUGUACAAUGUAAACAUAGAUUUUAAUAUUGGAGACAGAUGAAGCAUAUUUAGUUUUAGAAAUUCAAGGAAUUUUGUAAAGAUAUAAAUAACAAAAGUCGUUUAUUUUUCUUUUACUUUGUACAUGUUUAAUUUGGUUUUAUUGGGUUUUUUUCUGUGUCAACUAUGUGCAUGAAAAACCAUAAUGUGAAUUGGUGCAUACUUGGCUUUAUAGUUAGAAACACGAGAAAUAUACACAGACAUUGCCUUUCACCCGAUCCCACACUCUUGUGCUUUCUUUAUUUUGUUGUGUAAUGUGACACCAAUUUGAAUUCAAGCAUACAAUGAACAUGUAUGUAAUAUAUGAUUCAUUUAUUAUGACAAUAUUGUUUAUCUUAACGCAAAACCUGUUUCUCAAAAACGUGUGUUUAUACAAGUUUCAUUUUACAUGUAAUAACAACUGCACUGCUCAAAAUUAUUCAUC